CAAGCCAGAGCAGUCCAUGGUGUUGCCAGCCCGCAUUCAUUCCAACCCAAAAAGGCAAAGGAGAAGCCAAGCGUAAGGCAAAGGAGUCUGCUGCGAAAGUGCCAGCCCGGAUUUGCAGGCUGCAAAAAAGGCGGAGCGAAGAGUGUUGGAGGCGGAGGCGAGGGAGGGACGUCUGCGGGGCUGGGAGCCGCCAUGGCCCCGCUCCACUUCCCCCGGGAACCGGGUCCCGAGGAGGCCAUGCCCGCCGACCUGCAGCCCCUGAACCAGCUCAGUCCCCAGCAAUUCUCUGCUCUAACUGAACUGGUAUUCCAAUUUCUCCAAGAACCUAAAGAGAUUGAAAGGUUUCUGGCUCAGCUCUCUGAACUUGCUUCCACCAAUAAGAUCAGCCUGGGCCCUUUGAAGAAUAUCGUCAAAAGCCUGCUUUUGGUGCCAAAUAGUGCCCUGAAGAAGGCUCUGUCGGCCGAACAGGUCCGAGCUGAUCUUAUCUCUCUGGGUCUGAGCGAGGAGAAGGCCAGCUUUUUCGAAGAACAGUGGAAGGGAAAUGUGGCGACGCUCUCGCGCCUAGCGGUGGGGCAGACCCUGAUGGUCAACCAGCUCAUGGACAUGGAAUGGAAGUUUGGGGUUACGGCCGGAAGCAGCGAACUGGGCAAAGUGGGAAGCAUCUUCUUGCAGUUGAAAUUGGUGGUGAAGAAAGGAAACCGGAUGGAGCCCGUCUACAUGGAGUUGACGCUGCCCCAGUUUUACAGCUUCCUUCACGAAAUGGAAAGAAUGAAGGCCAGCCUGGAGUGCCUCAGCUAAAGCUCCUGCCGGGGACCGGAUACGAAUCCUGAUCAUUGGAGGGGAAAUAAUAAAAUGGUUUUAAGGGCGGACAA
Anolis carolinensis (green anole) is the source of this 872-nucleotide messenger RNA. It is a transcript of the gene commd7, whose product is annotated as COMM domain containing 7. The record is from RefSeq and is a predicted model, not a curated record. Lineage: Eukaryota; Metazoa; Chordata; Lepidosauria; Squamata; Anolidae. The transcript has 9 exons. Gene Ontology annotation, biological process: negative regulation of DNA-templated transcription; tumor necrosis factor-mediated signaling pathway. Gene Ontology annotation, molecular function: NF-kappaB binding. Bases 193 to 798 code for a protein of 201 amino acids.